UGUGAUCAGCCCUCUUCACAAAAACCAGUGUUUUCAUAGGUCCGCUCGACUGGCUAUACUUCCCAAGCGUCACUGAUCACCAUGGCUGAAGGGUUUCACGAGGUCAAGUAUGACGAUGGCGACAAGUAUCGCGGCAUGUGGAAUGCUGCUGGCAAGCGUCAUGGCCUCGGCGUCCUUGACUUUGCGGACGGUUCCAAAUAUUCUGGCGAAUUUGUCGAGGGCAUGAACUCGGGCUAUGGCAUCCUCACCCUCAACGAUGGUUCAAAGUAUGCUGGUCAAUUUUCAGAUGGCAAGUACAAUGGCUCGGGCGUCUUCACCAAGUCGGACGGCAUGAAGUACGAGGGUCAAUUCUCUGAUGGCAAGGUCUUGGGUGGCGGUCGUGUGACUUUCCCCGAUGGAUCGCAUGGUCGUCCUCGCCAGGAGGGCUCGUUCCAAGACCGCAAACUCGUUUCAGGUGGCAAGCAGGCUGGCGCCAUUAGCCAGGCCGAGGAUGCCGCCCGCACGGCCCAACAAAAGGCGUCGGAGGCUGAAAGCCAGAAGGGUUAAACUUGCUGAGCUACCUCGCCACGUCUCUUCAUGCCCCCACCGUGCGCAGCCAGAUUCUAUCAUCUGGUUACACUCUCUUUGCUCUGACUCAUCGUGACGAUCCUGUGUUCGUCUUCGGAG
This is a messenger RNA of Monosiga brevicollis MX1, 666 nucleotides long. RefSeq lists its product as uncharacterized. The record is from RefSeq and is a predicted model, not a curated record. Lineage: Eukaryota; Choanoflagellata; Craspedida; Salpingoecidae. The coding region runs from base 82 to 546 and encodes 154 amino acids. The transcript is spliced from 6 exons.